GAGAGUGACGCGCUCUCAUAUUUGCUGUGUAAUAUUGAGGCGAGCGGGCCGGCCGGUGAAGACGGAAGAGAAGCUUUAUCGAAAUUAAAUUCCCGAAACCUUGAGCGCGUCUCCGAGGCGAUAAAGAGAAGGAGCCGCGGCCGCCUUUCAAACAUGGAGUAUCUAAUUGGGAUUCAAGGGCCGGACUUUGUGCUCGUCGCCGCAGAUACUGUCGCGGCAAACAGCAUCAUUCAGAUGAAACACGACCAUGACAAGAUGUUCAAGCUGAGUGAGAAGAUCCUGAUGCUGUGUGUGGGGGAGGCAGGAGACACGGUGCAGUUUGCAGAGUACAUCCAGAAGAACGUGCAGCUGUACAAGAUGAGGAACGGGUAUGAGCUCUCUCCCGCUGCGGCCGCCAACUUCACACGCAAGAACCUGGCCGACUACCUGCGGAGUCGGACUCCCUACCAUGUGAACCUGUUGCUGGCGGGCUAUGAUGAGCAGGCAGGGCCGGCGCUCUACUAUAUGGACUACAUGUCUGCCCUGGCCAAGGCCCCCUUCGCAGCGCACGGCUACGGAGCUUUCCUCACCCUGAGCAUCCUGGACCGCUACUACAAACCGGACCUGACCCGCGACGAGGCUGUGGAGCUGCUGAAGAAGUGCCUGGAGGAGCUGAAGAAGCGUUUCAUUCUCAGCCUGCCCUCCUUCAACGUGCGUCUCAUUGACAAGGACGGCAUCAAAGACCUGGAGAAGCUGCCCCUGGCUGCUGCCUGACCCCUGACCCCUCACCCCCACACACUGCUUUUCUACCCAAUAAAAUCGAUGACAUAAUCCUGGAA
Messenger RNA from Polyodon spathula (Mississippi paddlefish), 818 nucleotides. RefSeq names its product proteasome 20S subunit beta 2 (gene psmb2). Lineage: Eukaryota; Metazoa; Chordata; Actinopteri; Acipenseriformes; Polyodontidae. The record is from RefSeq and is a predicted model, not a curated record. The transcript has 6 exons. Gene Ontology annotation, cellular component: cytosol; proteasome core complex; nucleus. Gene Ontology annotation, biological process: proteasomal protein catabolic process. Gene Ontology annotation, molecular function: peptidase activity. Bases 154 to 753 code for a protein of 199 amino acids.